Aphanomyces astaci is the source of this 1119-nucleotide messenger RNA. RefSeq lists its product as hypothetical. Lineage: Eukaryota; Oomycota; Saprolegniomycetes; Saprolegniales; Verrucalvaceae. The transcript has a single exon. Gene Ontology annotation, biological process: carbohydrate metabolic process. The coding region runs from base 1 to 1119 and encodes 372 amino acids. Gene Ontology annotation, cellular component: extracellular region. Gene Ontology annotation, molecular function: cellulose binding. The record is from RefSeq and is a predicted model, not a curated record.
AUGGUGCACCUCACUCCCCUCGUCCUUGUCUUCACGUUGGCUGGCUCCGUUCACAGCCACGGCGCCCUUCUCGACCCGCUGCCAACAUGGAACACCCCCUACAGCGACACGAGUCAAUUCUGUGGCACGAUGGAAGGGCCGUCCGUGCUUCCCGGGGCUGCGUACAAUACGAGCCCCCAAGACAACGCUGCAGCCUUUACUCGACAAUUCCAAGCAUCGUCGUUCAAGACCCUUCGCGACCUCGUGCUCGCUAACCCCAGUACGUGUGGCUCGUGUGGCAUUACCAACCCCAACGGCACCCCCCGCCAAAUCAACGCCGACGGCACCGUGAAGUGGGCACAUGGCUCGGAAGGAUUCAUUUCGUCCCACGAAGGCCCGUGCGAAGUGUGGUGCGAUACAGAUCGCGUGUUUCAAAACGACAAUUGUGCUCGCAACGCCGCAAAUGGAAUUGUGAAGAUCGACGUGGCCAAAUGCAAGCGAGCGAUCCACUUGGUCGUGUAUUGGCUUGCCCUUCAUGUCCCCACCUGGCAGAUUUACUUGAAUUGUGUCCGCCUCGCGGGCGAUGGAGGAGCAGCAGCUCCAACCCCUAGCAACCCCCAAUCUGCACAGCCUAGCUAUCCGUCGGCCCCACCGAGUUACCCAACUGCCGCACCAGGGCAAGGACCACCUUCUACCGCCCCCGAAUACACGUACUAUGUUGAACCAGGGUAUGAAUCAUACUCCCCUUCUCCCCUAAACCCGUCGGCCCCCUAUACCCCCCCGGCCUCGAUGGCGCCUCCUUCAAACCCAUCGCCCCCAUAUGCCCCCCCUCCCUCGAUGGCGCCUCCUUCACCAUCGACUAGCAGUCCUCCCUUGGCUCCGCCGACAAACAGUGCCGUCGCCGCCUGGGGUCAAUGCGGGGGUCAACAAUACAAAGGACCUACCCAAUGCGUUACCGGCCAAGAGUGCCGCAAGUGGGCAGACGCGUACAGUCAGUGUGUACCCCAAGACAACCCAUCGGGCGACUUGAAGACGUGGGCUCAAUGCGGCGGCAAGGCGUACAGCGGACCGACCAAGUGCAAGUCCUCGGACACGUGUAUGUCGAAAAAUGACUUCUACAGCCAAUGCAUCCCAAAGUAG